AUGUGUGGGAGCGGGGCACAGUGCAUGCAUAUAUAUGCCCCUGCCGGUGCGUGCCUCCCUGCGUGUGCAGCUGUGUGGUGGGGUGUGCGUGUGUCCCAUCGCCUCCUCCCGAAUUGCCGCCCUCUGCGUGUUGUUUGGUCUCCGGGCGUAUGGGAGGUGGUUGGGGAGUGGCGGUGCUGCAGCACCCCUGCACCCACGCCGAGGCCCCUCCACACACGCUCUAGCUUCACGUCCUUCCCGUGCACCGCGCUACUGUGUUGCUGCCGAGACUGUGAGCUGAGGGCGGACGACGGUCAGGGGCGAGACGCCCUGUGUCGCCUGCCUCCCCGCUCCUCCCCGUCCUGCGCUGCUGCCGUCCCGUCCUGUCUCACGCCCACCUGCCACGCUGCCGUCCCCCUCCCACCUUUCUCCCUCUCUACCGCCCUCCCCUUUGCCUUGCCCCCCCCCCCCCCCUUUCAUGCCUCCCCUCUCUCACCACAAACACGCAUCCACGCCCGGCAGCAUGAACGACGUUGCUGUGCGAAGACUCUACUCGCUCUCGCUCUCUCCCACGCUCUCCCCAUCCCUACGCCACCUCCCCUGCCGUGCACCGCCGCCUCACCUCUCUCCGCGUGCUGCUGUGACUCUGCGACAAUGGAGUGGAAUCUCAUGCUGUUACUCUACGCGGUCCUCCAGAUCAUCGCGUUUUUAUUGGUGCUGGUGGCGACGCCGCUCGAGAUGUUUCGCAUCACUGACAAUCUAAGCGUCGUUAACGGAUAUUAUUCGUUGUGGGGAUCACACCAGAGUGUCGGUAAUUUAUCAUUCUUCAGUUCCAGCGCUACUUUGUGGGCUGACUGCCCCGGCCGCCUGAUGCUUUUCCGCCUUGCUCAGGCACUCGCUGUCCUCUCUAUCUUCAUUUUCGGCGCUGCGGCCGCCCUUGGCGUCGUCAUGCUGUUCUGCUGCCCUCUCUUACGCUGGAUAUGCGUGAUGCUCAACAUUCUGGGUGCCGUCACCGUGUGCGUUGUCUGGGCUGCCAUGGUGUUGACCUAUUUCACUAAUGAAGGCAGGACAUGUCCAGCCCUCAUGACACUUACAAAGUUUAGUGUCGGCUUCGCACUCCUCGUGGCUGCCUGGGUGCUGGAUCUGAUCAACAUCACACUCUUAGUAGUUCCGUUCCGCAUUAUGCUUUUCGGUAAGGCUGAGAGUGCCGCCGACUUGGACAAAGCAUCGAAAGGAGAGUCGGAAGAACAUAGCAGCCAAAGGGAGGAGGAGGAGUAG
This is a messenger RNA of Leishmania braziliensis MHOM/BR/75/M2904, 1257 nucleotides long. Its product is annotated as beta tubulin. The coding region runs from base 1 to 1257 and encodes 418 amino acids. The record is from RefSeq and is a predicted model, not a curated record. Lineage: Eukaryota; Euglenozoa; Kinetoplastea; Trypanosomatida; Trypanosomatidae. The transcript has a single exon.